Paramecium pentaurelia is the source of this 589-nucleotide messenger RNA. Lineage: Eukaryota; Ciliophora; Oligohymenophorea; Peniculida; Parameciidae. The record is from the annotation of a GenBank genome assembly.
AUGUGUAAAUAACAUUAACCUAUUAAAAGAGUCAAAGAACGUACUAUAAUAGAGGCUAAAUAAAAAGUUGAUUAAUGGAGAUGCCUAUAUAAAAAUGGAGGGAUUGAUGAGAAUGGCAAAAAAAUUAAAUAUAGUCUUAAAAAAGCUGCUGAAAAAGUAGGAGUUCCAAAAAAAUCUUUAGAGGAUUAUCGUUAUCUAUUAAGGUAAGGAUAUAUAAUAUAAGUUUAGAAAAGCAUAGUUCUUAGUAGAUUUGAAUAAGGUUGGAGAUAAAAGAAUGGGUUUUUUGCGCCUGAUAUUAAAAUAAUAGCGAUAUAAUCAAAAAUAAUAUCUAUAAGAUUAGCACUAAACCGUUGCUGAAUAGAAACAUCAACUAAAAAAGCUCGAAAAUUAACAACAUUUUGAGGAUAUGAUUGUUGAAGGAGAUACAAUCAAAUAAGCUUGGGAUGACGACCUCUUGGAUCUCUCAAAUUACCUAUAGCCUUUAUAAUGUACUGUUAAUGAAUAAGAAGGUAUUCAUGUAGAUAAUUUUGAAAUUGGCAAUCUUGAUGAUGUUUGCAAAAUAAAUGGACAAUUAACUUUAAUCGAAUGA